Knipowitschia caucasica is the source of this 3027-nucleotide messenger RNA. The record is from the annotation of a GenBank genome assembly. NCBI's taxonomy places the organism in Eukaryota, Metazoa, Chordata, Actinopteri, Gobiiformes, Gobiidae.
AUGCCGUCCGCGGUCAAGGAGUCCCUUGAAUGUGGACUGGACUUCAUUGAGUUUCUUGGGGACAGAGUGACAAUAACUGACAAAAAAGAACUUCGUAGCAUUUACGACUCUGAGUUUAAGGGCAGGGAAGGGAUAAAAGACCCGUCGUUUUAUCGCGUCAUUUCCACUUUGAUUAAAUUCAACAAAGUGACAUUAAGGAAGAAGAAAAUAUUCAUAAAUGCAAAAGCAGAGGUCCGUGUAUACUGUGACCAAUGGAGGAGUCCCCGUCGAGCCACCCAGCCCGAAAGCCCAAGUUUUGGCCCCCAGGAGUCGGCAGGGACCCCCCCACGCUCCGUUACAGGGUCCACUCCCCACAUCCCUGUGCUCACUCCAAAGAAGAAAAUUGUGACAGAAAUUUUAAACAAGUUGAGGUCAAACAGAAAGCAGCUGACAGCCAACAAGAACGACAUAGAGCUUUCGUCUGACCCGACUGAUUCUGAUGGAAGGAUUCAGUUCAGUGUGGAACAUCUCAGAGAGCUGUUCACCGUCACAUUCUGCAUCUUCAACAGAGGAGCGGCUGGGAUCCUCUUCACCUACUACACUGCCCUACACCGCAUGCGCUGCUUCUCCCUGGAGGAUGAGCAGAGGGUGACCAGAGUCAGCCCACUCUUACUGGGACCUGGAGCAAAGUAUGAAGUGAAAGUGUUGUACAGGCUGAGCCACCAUGGAUAUUUUCCUGCCUCUAUGUACUUUGAGUUCUGCUCAGUGUUGCCCGGAUCUGUUCCUUUUUGCAUCGUGCGGGAGAUUGAGGCUGCAGCCAUGACACCUCUGGCUCUGGAGCUGGGCCCAGUGGCUCCGUACAAACCUCUGUAUGUGCCGACCUACAAACCAGUGAACUCUGUCAUAGUGGAAGGAGUUCCCCCAGAAAGCACGGUGAACAAGCCUGUGAUGGCUGUGAAACUAGGGGACUACAAAUAUUCCGUUUACCUCAAGAAUUUGGCUCGACGACGUUUGGAGGACUCUGAGCACCUUUCUGCGGCCGAUAGACAGAAACUGGAAUCUGUGAAGAAUCUUCUAGACCCCCCUCUGAAUAUGAAGAGCUACAAUCAUCGGUUUCAUCUUCUGCUACACUUGGAGGAAAUCCAGAUGGAGGUGGAUAUUCGGAAGUAUGACAUGCAUAAAGCGCCAAUGACUCUAGACCAAAGCAACAAGAGGCUACUUGUACUCGAAGUUCCUGGGGUGGCUGAGAACCGGCCCUCGGUGCUGAGAGGAGACAGUCUGCGAGUGUCAAAGUCUGAAGACCGCGGCUCCCCCAUCACCCUCUACACUGGAUAUGUUCACAGAGUCGAGUUGGACAAAGUCAAACUCGGAUUCUCAAUGAGAUUAUUGCAGACAUUCAUUGACAACAUGAAGUUCAACGUGGAGUUCACCAUCAACCGCUUCAAUCUCAAAAUGCAACAUCGAGCCGUGGAGUUGGCGGUGAAGAGUAAACUUGGAGAUGUACUCUUUCCAACUAAAGCGGCAAAUGACACUGUUCCUGUCUCUAAGCUCAGUAUGUUGAAUCAUCAGUUGGAAAUAAACCCAGAGCAGUACGCAGCAGUUCAGCGCAUUGUAGCUGGCUCUUCAAAGCCUGCUCCACACCUGGUCUUUGGGCCCCCAGGAACCGGGAAGACCAUCACGCUGGUUGAAGCCAUGAAUCAGGUCAAGAGAGCCCACACUGGGGCCCACAUCCUGGCCUGUGCGCCGUCCAACAGCGCCUGUGACCUGCUGUGUGAGAGGCUGCUGGUGCAUAUGGAUCCUCAUCAGGUGUACCGCCUGUACGCCAGCAGCAGAGACCCCAGCACGGUCCCCAAGAGGCUUCUGAAAAAUUGCAAUUGGGACGAGAGACAAGACGCGUUCGUGUUUCCUAAGAUGGAGAUUUUGAUGAACCCCACAGUUGUUAUCGCCACAAUGAUCACAGCUGGAAGACUAGUGUCCGUUGGAGUUCCUGUUGGACAUUUCAGCUACAUCUUUGUGGAUGAAGGGGGGCAGGCCCUGGAGUCCGAGAGUCUAGUUGCAAUUUCAGGUCUGCUCAGUCCAGGGGAUGGUCAGCUGGUGCUAGCAGGGGAUCCCAAGCAGCUCGGGCCAAUACUGCGCUCGCCGCUGGCUCUGCAGCACGGACUCGGAAUCUCUCUUCUUGAAAGACUCAUGACACAGAAUGAGCUGUACAGGAAGACGGACUCUGGCCACUACGACACUCGCUUUGUGACCAAAUUACUCAGGAACUACAGGUCACACCCUGCCAUUUUAAAAAUUCCAAAUGAGAUGUUUUAUGAAAAUGAACUUCAAGUGUUUGCUGACCAAUGGGAGCGUGAGACUUACUGCAAUUGGGAGCAUCUUCCAAAAAAGGGCUUCCCCGUUAUCUUCCAUGGGGUGAUGGGGAAAGACGAGAGAGAAGCAAACAGCCCGUCUUUCUUCAACGUGUCUGAGAUCGAGGUUCUGAUGGACUACCUGGUCAAGCUGAUCGAAACUCAGGGGAAGAAGGGUCUGCCUAAGCUCUCCUCCAAAGACAUCGGGAUCAUUGCUCCAUACAGGAAACAAGUUGAAAAAAUUCGAAAAGCUCUAAAGUCUGUCAAAACUAUUCGCCAGUGGAGCGACAUCACGGAACUCAAGGUGGGCUCAGUGGAGGAGUUCCAAGGGCAGGAGAGAAAGGUGAUCAUGGUUUCCACUGUUCGCAGCUGCAGCAACUACGUCAAAAUGGACAAAGAUUUUAACAUCGGCUUCCUCUCCAACGAGAAGAGAUUCAACGUGGCUGUGACCAGAGCACGCUCGCUCUUGAUACUCGUGGGGAACCCUGUGAUUCUGAGCAAAGAUCCCACUUGGAAAAAAUUCAUAAAUUACUGUGUGAACGAGAACGGAUACACCGGCUUCGACUUCGCAGACGCAGAGGGAGAAGACGAUGUGAUUUCUCGACUGGCGAACCUGAAGAUAAACACUGAGGCUGAAGGCGUCAUCGCAGAAAGUGCUGUUCAACAGUUCGUCGAUCCUGAAUGGAAGAACGAGCAGUAG